AAGCCCACUCCGGACCAUUGCCGCCGAUUAUCCACAAUGGAGUUACAACUCCGUCCAGUGAGGGCGCCCGUUGGUGGCCCACUACUUCCAUUUCCGGCGUGAGUCCGGCGCUGGCCCGGAGCGGACUUGGAACUCCAUGGUAGAGAUGGUGAAAUCCUCCGGGGCACUACGGAGACACCUGCGAUGUCGGCAAAGAUUACUGUCGUGGGCAGUAUGCCUUAUCUCAGAGGGUGUUUUGUGGAAGACUCCUCGGGUGGAAAGAAGACAGACCUUUUCUGUUUACCAUACUCUCUGCGGGACUGAUCUAGGUACGUCGCUUCGGGUUACGGAUUCCAGCUCUGAGAAACGACUGGCCCUUCUUCCCAGUCUGCAAGCGAGAAGGUCAGAGCGAAGAACAAUGUUCUUACCGCCCAAGUGGACUCUUCUUUCUGCUGAGCGGUUACGAUGUGUUAUUCAUUCCGCAAUUCAUCGACACGAUGCGAGUUGUGAGAAAGGCAGGCGUGGAGCGAGGGGUAAAGGGCCAUCGCAGCUGGAAGGAGGCAUAUCAUACCCUCUUCCUUGCUUCACACCACCUCAUAUACCCACUACUUCCUCGGCCGACCCCACCCAACUCUUGCGACGUUUACUUCCUCGUACGAUCUUGGCUGCCCGAGUCUUUUCCGUCUGCUCAAUGAUGAGACAACUUUUCCAUUGGAGCAACUCGAUCUUCGGCGCACGGGAUUCAAUGCUGCAACUCUCAGCAAAGCCCUACAGCGAUUCACGAAGCUCACGUAUCUCUUCGUUGACGUCGAUCCGAAUUCGAACGGCCUUGGCUUGUCAAUAAAGCCCGAGUUAGGCGCCACGAUCACGGAAUGCUGUCCUCGCAUCGAACAUCUGUCCCUGAAGGCUUGUGAGCGGGGUUAAAUCAAGUUCUUUGGAGAAGACCCUACCCGAGAGAUUGGCUGUUUGGUAAA
This is a messenger RNA of Colletotrichum godetiae, 953 nucleotides long. RefSeq lists its product as uncharacterized. The record is from RefSeq and is a predicted model, not a curated record. The transcript has a single exon. Bases 137 to 823 code for a protein of 228 amino acids. NCBI's taxonomy places the organism in Eukaryota, Fungi, Ascomycota, Sordariomycetes, Glomerellales, Glomerellaceae.